GGUUGCCACGGUUCCCGUUGUCUCUACGAUGCUCCUGGGGAACUGAUUAGCUUUAGCAAAAAUGACGACGAGAUAACGAGGAUUAUGACUUUUUCACUAUUCAUUGUAAUUACUCUUAAACAAAAUGUUUAUGGAGACGAAAGGAAGCCAAUGUGCGGCCCUUUAAGGCUUAAGAAAUAAGUCAGCAUGAGCAAUUCAGCACUGCGAAUCGGAGACCAGCUGAUCCUGGAAGAGGAUUACGAUGAGAACUACAUCCCAUCUGAGCAAGAGAUCCACGAAUAUGCCCGAGAGAUCGGAAUCGACCCUGAAAGGGAGCCGGAGCUCCUGUGGCUGGCCCGAGAGGGCAUCGUUGCGCCCCUGCCUGCGGAAUGGAAGCCCUGUCAGGAUGUGACCGGAGAUGUUUACUACUUCAACUUCUCCAGCGGUCAGUCCACGUGGGACCACCCGUGUGACGAGCAGUAUCGCCGCCUAGUGGCUCAGGAGAGGGAGCGCAGCUCAGGUUCCGGCCCUGUCAGAAAGGACAAGGAGAAGAAAAAGAAGAAAGAGAAGAAGGAAAAGAAAAAGGAGAAGAAGAAGAGCGAACCAGACGGUCCAAAAGCACCAGGACCACUCGGUCCUCUUGCUCCUCUCAGAAGUGUGUGUGACGCUCCAGUUCCAGCACUCCGCGGUUCCCUAGGAAGCUCCUCUGGCCUCCAGCCUCUAAGAACUUCAUUAGGGAGCUCACACUCCAGAAUGAGCUCGGGCUUGAAUAGCGUACACCAAGAGGAGAGGAGGCCAUCUCUGGCUCCGCCCACAUUUUAUUCAGACGAUGAGAACGAAGAAGAGGCAGAGGAACAGGAAAAGGUUUCUGUGCUCCAGAGUCCGUGUGGUACAUCACGCCUGCUGCAGAAUCUGCACCUUGAUUUGGACGCUCUGGGAGGAGGACUGCAGUAUGAGGACAGCGAGGUGAGUGGCUCAGCUCCGGCUGAAGAGAGAACCGAACCAGAGCUCCAAGAUCUCGCUCUCUCAGGAGAAGCCAGUGCCAACCCUCCGUCUCAGGACUCGCUGCGAGGGCGUCGUCUCUCCCCCAAGCAGCUAGGGGGCAGCAGAGACUGCAGCAGUGCCGACGUGUUCCCUCCGAGCCGGCAGGACGAGAGCAUCGCCGAGGACGAACUACUCCCCAUAGAGGAGGGUGAAGAAAGAACAAGGGACAGAGGAGAGAAGGAAGAGGAAGUAGAGGAGGAGGAGGGUGAAGAAAGAACAAGGGAUGAGAAAAGAAGUGGGGAGGAAGAGGAAGUAGACGUAGAAGGGCAGAGCGAGAGGGACGUGGAAGAGGAGGGGACGUGGCAGAGGCAAGAAUCAGGAAGUGAAGAGGGCGAUGAGAUCGAUGAUAAAGCGACAAAGGGAAGGAUGGAAGCACAGAAAGCGAGGGAUGAGACGGAAGAGAGGAAUACUCCAGACAGCGAUAAGAUAAUGGAGAGAUAUGUAGACCAGGUGGAUUAUUCUGAAGACGAAGAGGAGCAAAGUGAGAAGGAUGAAGAAGGAGAGAAAGACUGCGACGUACAGAACAAGGUUGUAGGAGAGACGAAGGAAAGGGAGGACAGCGAUGGAGUGGACAGAGAGGGAGUGGAGAGAGGCAGAAAUGUUUCUGAUGAACAGAGAGGUGAUGCAAACGAGUGUAGGAGCGAGGGAGAGAGGGAGCACCCAGAGUCUGAGAGCAAGGAAGAGAGGGAGCAUCCUGAGUCUGAGAGCGACGACCGAGAGAUAGAACGAUUACCGAGCAUGACCGAAAAAAACGCAGACGUGAAAGGCAUGCUGGGAAAAAAGUCGCUUCUUCACACUGAUCGGCUCCUCAGUGAGGAAUCUGAGAUCAGUGAACACGUCGACGUGGUGUCUAGCCAUUCUGAUGACAUGAAGGUUGGGUUCCGCUUCAAGUUUUCAGAGAAGGUUCUAGAUGUAACUGAUCUCUGCCUGGCUGAACCCUCAGCGAGUACAAAGGAACAAGGAAAGUAUGGUGAGAAAGAGGAAUACGACAAUGAGGAAGAGAUAAAAGGCGAAGCUGCAAAGAGCGGCAGGAGCUUCAGGACCUCCUUUUCAGACGAGCGCCUCUCCGAUCGCAUGCAGGAACCUCCGUCCACUUCCUCUGUCUCUAAACCCCAAGACGCGCAAAGGGGAAGAGUGACGAUGGUCAAGGAAGAGGAGAAGGAAAAGCAAACGAAGCAAGAGGCUGAAGACAGAACUAAAAGAGAAGAGGAGGAGGAGAGAAGGAGGCAUGAAGAUAAGCAACUCAUGAGGAUGGAAGAAGAGGAGGAAACGCAGAGGCUGCUGGAGGAGGAGAGGAUGAGAGCAGUGGAGGAGCGAGACAGAAGACUGCGCCUCCUCCGAGAGGAGCUGAGACAAGAGGAGGAAGACGAAGAGCGAAGGAUGAAGGAGGAGAAUGAGGAAAGGAUCAGGGCUCUAAAGCAGCGCCUGCAGAGAGAGGGGCGACAGGAGGAGGAGCGUCUGGAACAAGAAACGCAAACCAAACUACAGCAACUCCGUGAGCAGGCGCUGAGGGACAGAGACAAACACCUACACACACUCAGGGAGGAGAACGAGGAGAGGGUGAGAGAGCUGCGUGCUGAACUGGAGGCGGAGCGAGAGGGACUCGCGGCACAGAGGAGGCGGGACUUGGACAAAAUCAGGGCGGAGUCAGAGAAGGAGUUGGAAGCAGAGAAAAAGCGGCUUCAGGAGAAGAGGGAGGAGCAGUUGGCCUCUCUGAGACUGGAGGACAUGACCAGCGAAAGACCGCGAGACCUGAGAAGUCCUCGACCUCAACAGCAGCUACUGGAGUAUAAAAGAGAGCUGUCUGACGUACUGCAGGAAGUGAGGGAUGAAGUGCACAGGGAGCACAGCAGGAAGCUGGAGGAGCUUAAACAGGAGCAUCGACACAAGCUGCAGACCAUCAGAGAAACACACUUGGAGGAGGAGAGUAAUGAGCGUAAACGCGUGACGAGCGCACUGCAGGAGGACAGGGAGCGACUUCUCACCUCACACGCAGCUCAGCUCGAGCAGCUCAGACUGCAGCAGGACACACAGCUCCACAACAUGCACAAAACACACUCGCAGAAGGAAGCUGAAGUGCAGGAGUUGAUUCAGAACCUAGAGCUGAAGACAAAAGAGCUCAAAGCACAAGAAUCAAGACUCCUAGCUCAGGCGGCAGAUUUAAAAAAGAGAAGAAAACUGCUGGAUGAGGAAGAAGAUGAAGUUGAGCAGGGCUUAGAGACUCUUCCACGUCUAUUGAAGGAGAGGGAACGUCUUCGUGCCGAGCUGGAGCAAACAAGAGAGGAGAGCCACAGAGCGAGGGAUGAGCUGAACAGAGAGAGAGAGGAGAGACUGAGAGAAAGGGAGGUGAUGAAGAGAGAGAAGGAGGAAAACAAAAUGAUGAAAGAAGAAAGAGAGAGACUACAGAGCAAAGUGGAGCUGCUGCAGAACAAGUGUGAUCGGCUCAUCCGAAGAGUCCGUGAGUUGGAGCAGAGAGAGAGUGCAGACUGUGAGAAGGAGGAGAAGAAGGAGGUAGAGCGUGACGAGGUCAGGAAGAGAAGAGAGAUGGAGGAAAGUCUGCGAGUGGAGGAUCUGGUGCCUCCUCCAUCCGGUGACACUCAGGACAACAUGGAGCAACUUCGCGAGCUCAUCUCGAGCGAGAGCGUCUCUCUGCAGAGAGCAAGACAGUUCUUAGACCAUCAGACUGGCACUUUGAGGGAGAGACAGGCAAUGCUCAGGGCAGCCCGGACCACCCUUCAGGACCCCGCCCCCAUGGGCGUGGCCCACCUACUCCCCCAAAACCUCCAGCAGGAGGCCAGUCAUUUAGAGGAGCUGAAGGAGACCGUGCAGAAGGGUCGCAUGCUAAUUAGGAAGAAAGAAGAGCAGCUGAGUCAGCUGGAGAACUCUUUGGCUGAGGAGCUGUCGUGUGACGAUGCAGAGAGGACGGAGGGGGAGCGCAGAGUCACGUUUGACGUUACAGAUUCAGAGAUGAGCAGUGUGUACGGUCAGGAUGGAGCAGUUCCAGUGAAAGUGCAGCAGUUAGCAGACUCGCUGCAGCAGAUCACCAGCCAGCUGAACACCGUGUUAGGAGCGCUCGGACCUCUUACCCAAAGAGCAGCAGCAUCAUCAUCAUCAUCGUCGACGUCGUCGUCCUCCUUCCCGCGAACUUCCUCACUUCUCCCUCCCGCUCCGUCAUGGGCGUGGCCCCCGAACACCGCCUCAUUCUCUGCAGCCAAUCAGAAUGGGUUCGCUCACAGUAGGGUUAACGGCGUCGCUAUGCCCCGCGGCUCUGACCUCCUGCUCAACUCUGGAGACUGGAGAAAACUCUUGCCCGGCGUUUCCAUGGACACCGGAACCUCGUUUCCUAAGAGAGCUCACACGGCACAUUCUGGAUACACACAGACAAGUCUCUCUUCCAUGAUGCAGGCUAAAUCAUCAGAAUUGGACAGCAUGAGACUGCAGGGACUGAUCGACGGAAACAAAAGAUGGCUGGAGAAACAACGGAAAGAUACAAACGUACCUCUGUUCACACGCUACCAGGCUCCCCCGCCCACAAAUGGUUUGGUCCAACUCAGCCUGGAUGACAAUAACCAGAUCAGAGUGCACCAUUACUGACAUUCAGCAUAAGUGUCGUCCUCUCUUAGUUUUGCACAGGCAGAAUUUGACCAGCAAAAAAGUUUGACACUAAUGAUAUAAACAAUAAUGAAGCACAAGAACUUUGUGAGUGUGUGAGUGAGUGUGUGAGUGAGUGAGAGUGUGAGUUAGUUAGUUAGUGAGUCAGAUACAAAUGGAGAAAGGAAAUGUCUUCCUCAGGUAAGUGAGGAGUGGAAGUGUGUCGUGAUUCUACACACGCUUUCAUAACGCUGCUCAGAAACCUCAACAUGCGACCACGAACUGAAGAACGUUUUAAAAACCUAAGGUUAUUUUAUUAGAAAACUUUUUUGUUCUACAGUAGAGAUGUAAUGAAAUAUCCAGGUGUGUAUUAUGCAUUAAUGUGUUUGUUUUUUCUGAACAAUAUACACACAAGCAAAAGCACAACUGAUGACAAUCUUUGGGACACUUUAAACGUCCUGGAUUUUUAUAACCAGCAUCACUAAACACUACGCUCUUUAAAUCUAUUCUAAACUUGCUUAUCUCAUAUGUGUGUGUUUUUUUUUAAUCAGGUUUACGAACAUGUCAAUGUGUGUCUUUGUGUAGUUGUGGGAUUUAUUUUUGUACAAACUGAAUAAAUAUACUGUGCUUU
This is a messenger RNA of Clarias gariepinus (North African catfish), 5245 nucleotides long. RefSeq names its product centrosomal protein of 164 kDa-like. The transcript is spliced from 29 exons. The coding region runs from base 187 to 4617 and encodes 1476 amino acids. The record is from RefSeq and is a predicted model, not a curated record. NCBI's taxonomy places the organism in Eukaryota, Metazoa, Chordata, Actinopteri, Siluriformes, Clariidae. Gene Ontology annotation, molecular function: protein binding.